AUGGAAGUCUGGUUCUUAUUAGUAACGGCAUUCAGCCUCUUGCGGACCCUGGAGACGGCCUCGCCCUCCGUGGACAACUCGCCGCCGCAGAUCCACCACGGCUGGAACUACCCUCCUGACCACAACGAGGAAGAAAUCAGAAACAAGGUGCACAACUGGAACGAAAACUCCGGCACCAACAUCUGGGAGCACAGCGGCUUGAAGGAGGGUGAUAUUAUGGAACAGGCUCACACCAAGGGCAGGAACGUGGUCAAGUCGAGGAAGAUUAAUUGGCCGCACGGAAUCAUCCCCUUCAUUCUGCAGCCUGGCAUGAACAGUGGAGAGAAAAAGGCCGUGCAACGCGGUAUGGAGUGGGUGAUGGAAAGGUCAUGCAUCAAGUUCCGACCCUACCGCUCUGGGGACAAGGACUACGUGCACCUCAUGUACAACCUGACCGGCUGCUGGGGCUACGUGGGCCGUCAGGGCGGCGGGCAGGUCAUCAGCCUGCAGAGGCACGCGUGUUUCAUUCCGGGCUCCGUGGCCCACGAGCUGCUGCACGCCACAGGCUUCCACCACGAGCAGAGCGCGCCUAACAGGGACGAAUACGUCUUUAUCAACUACACCAACGUCGAAAAAGGCAAAAAGCAUCAAUUCCAAAAGUACAGCUCCAACGUAGUGACAGACUACGGCGUUGGCUACGAUUACGACAGCUUGAUGCACUACAGCAGGAAGGCAUUCUCUAAAAAUGGCCAGGACACCAUAAUUCCCUACCAACCUGGUGUGGAGAUCGGCCAAAAGAGCCACAUUUCCGAGAAGGACUACGAAAAACUCAAUUUCAAAUACUGCAACAAGACGGUUGAGGAGAUGGAGCACGAGGAGCACACCACUCAAUCGAUCAGGCCGACCUCCGGCCCGAGACCUGGCACCGUGGUCAAACCCGACUCGUCAGGGCCGAAUAACAACAGGCCCGGAGGAAACAGUAACAGACCAAACGGAGGCUCAGGAGGGAACCGACCUGGCGGAAACCGCCCCGAGAGCAGCGGAGGAAGACCUGGCUCGGGAGGAAAUCGCCCUGAGAACAGUGGCAGCAGGCCAGGUGGAAACCGACCUGGCUCGGGAGGAAAUCGCCCUGAGAACAGUGGUGGCAGGCCAGGGGGAAACAGACCUGGUUCGGGAGGAAAUCGCCCUGAAAACAGUGGCGGCAGGCCAGGGGGAAACAGACCUGAAAACAAUAGACCUGGCAAUGGGGGAAACAGACCUGGUGGAAACCGUCCUGAGAACAGCGGAGGCAGGCCUGGGGGACGACCUCCACCAACAAGGAGACCGAAUUAA
Cloeon dipterum is the source of this 1311-nucleotide messenger RNA. RefSeq names its product zinc metalloproteinase nas-6-like. Gene Ontology annotation, biological process: proteolysis. The transcript has 6 exons. The record is from RefSeq and is a predicted model, not a curated record. Bases 1 to 1311 code for a protein of 436 amino acids. Lineage: Eukaryota; Metazoa; Arthropoda; Insecta; Ephemeroptera; Baetidae. Gene Ontology annotation, molecular function: metalloendopeptidase activity; zinc ion binding.